AAGGCUGGUGAAGGAAGUCGGAAUUCGGAAACAAUGGAAGCAGUGGCGGAGGGACUUUGGGGACUGGCAGAUUAUGAGGAGAAGAAGGGAGAAAUUGGAAAAGCUGUGAAAUGCUUGGAAGCUAUAUGUCAAAGCCAAGUUUCUUUCCUUCCUAUUAUCGAGAUUAAAACACGCCUCCGCAUUGCUACUCUCCUUCUCAACCACUCCAAUAAUGUCAACCAUGCCAAAUCCCACCUCGAACGCUCUCAAUUGCUCUUGAAGUCCAUUCCCUCAUGCUUUGAGCUCAAAUGCAGAGCAUAUAGCUUGUUGAGCCAGUGUUACCAGCUAGUCGGGGCUAUUCCUUCACAAAAGCAGAUACUGAACAAGGGUUUAGAACUUAUUUCAACUUCUGAAGAUGGAUUUUCCGGGAGGUUAUGGUACUGCAACUUCAAUUCUCAGCUAGCAAAUGCUCUUACAAUUGAAGGGGAUCAUCAUGGUUCAAUUUCCGCACUGGAUAACGGUCUAAUGUGUGCAACUCAAAUGUGCUAUCCGGAGUUACAGAUGUUUUUUGCAACUUCGAUCUUGCAUGUGCACCUCAUGCAAUGGGAGAAUGAAAGUUCCGCUCGAGAUGCUCUCAACAGAUGCAAUGUAAUAUGGGAAUCUAUUGAAUUGGAAAAAAGACAGCAAUGCCUUGGUUUACUAUUUUACAACGAGCUGUUGCAUGUAUUUUAUCUACUUCGGAUAUGCGACUACAAGAAUGCUGGUCAACAUGUUGACAAAUUGGAUGCUGCCAUGAAGUCUGAUUUACAGAGGAGGCAACAGAUCAACGAACUGAGUAAGGAGCUUGAUGCAGUGAAUGAAAGUCUCUCUCGUUCUGAUUUAAAUUACAGAGACAGAUCUGCUCUUUCUGCAAAACAAGCUCACCUUGAGGAGCAACUUAGUAACUUAACAGGAAAUGACAAAGAAUUUUCUGAACCAAUAUACUUUGGAAGUGCGAGACGAACUUGGGAAGACAAGCUUGAAUUGGCACCACCUCCUGUUGAUGGAGAGUGGCUACCUAAAGGUGCUAUUUAUGCAUUGAUAGACCUUACAGUAACCGUUUUUAACCGUCCAAAAGGACUUUUUAAGGAGUGCUUGAAGAGGAUCCAGUCUGGCCUGCAAACUGUUCAAGAGGAGCUGAAAAAGUAUGGGAUUCUUGAUGGAAUGAGAGAAGUGGAUUUGCAACACUCUGCUAUUUGGAUUGCCAGUGUCUAUUUGAUGCUCCUUAUGCACUUUCUUGAAAACAAAGUAGCAGUUGAUCUUACGCGUUCUGAAUUUGUUGAAGCGCAAGAGGCAUUGGUGCAGAUGAGAAAUUGGUAUAUUCGCUUUCCAACAAUUUUACAAGCUUGUGAGUGUGUUAUUGAAAUGCUUCGAGGACAGUAUGCACAUUGUGUCGGCUGCUAUGAUGAGGCAAAUUAUCAUUUCCUUGAAGCUUCAAGGCUAAGUGAGAACAAAUCAAUGCAAGCCAUGUGCUUUGUUUAUGCAGCAAUCUCUUACAUCUGCAUGGGAGAUGCUGAAUCCUCAGCAAAGGCCCUUGAUCUGAUCGGACCAGUUUUAGGAGUGAUGGAUUCUUUCACGGGAGUGCGAGAGAAAACGAGUGUCCUCCUUGCUCAUGGGUUUCUACUGAUGAGGCAGCAAAAUCUACAAGAAGCAAGAAAUCGACUAGCGUUUGGCUUGCAGACAACACAUAAUACUUUGGGGAAUCUGCAACUAGUUUCACAAUAUUUGACUGUAUUGGGGAAUCUAGGACUUGCCCUCCGCGACACUGUACAAGCUAGGGAGAUCUUGAGGUCCUCUCUUACAUUAGCUAAGAAGCUUAAUGAUAUUCCAACUCAGAUCUGGGUAUUAUCAAAUUUGACAGCUAUGUACCAGCAACUGGGUGAGAAAGGGAGUGAAAUGGAGAAUCUUGAUUACCAAACAAAGAAAGUAGAGGAUCUACAAAAAAGGAUUUCUAGCGCAUGUUUGUCCAGUCACCAUGUUGAACUGAUUGCCAAAGUGAAAGCUGAAGCCCAUCAGUUGAGUGAGACUGACAUUAAACGAGCAAUCUCUGGCCCUUCUAUGAGAGUUGAUCUGGACAUUCCCGAAUCCAUUGGUCUGUCAGUAACUUCUCCCAUGGCGUCCUCAUCAAGGCUUAUGGAUUUUGAUAUGGGAAGACUGCGAAAGAGAAAAGCUUAGUUUUCUACUUGUAAAUUUGUAAUUAUUUCUUUGAUAUAACCAACGUAAGAGGUGAGAGUGUGUGCUUCCUUUCCUUCUUGCUCUUUCGGGAUGUCCAAUUAUGAUAGUUUACGGAUCAUUAUUGUGCAGUGAUAUUGUAAUAUAUAAUCCCUAACUUCUUCCCAGAAAAAAAGAAGGGAUGAUAAGCUAAUGACUAGAAUUGCCAAAAGAUAUAUGCUGUUCAUACAGUUAAUGGUACAAUCAUUUUGUCUAAAA
This is a messenger RNA of Solanum verrucosum, 2448 nucleotides long. Its product is annotated as sister chromatid cohesion protein SCC4. The record is from RefSeq and is a predicted model, not a curated record. Gene Ontology annotation, cellular component: SMC loading complex; chromatin. Bases 34 to 2193 code for a protein of 719 amino acids. Gene Ontology annotation, biological process: maintenance of mitotic sister chromatid cohesion; mitotic sister chromatid cohesion. The transcript is spliced from 13 exons. Gene Ontology annotation, molecular function: protein binding; double-stranded DNA binding. NCBI's taxonomy places the organism in Eukaryota, Viridiplantae, Streptophyta, Magnoliopsida, Solanales, Solanaceae.